GCCGCACAGCUUUAAACUCAGCUCGUCUUCUCACGAGAUUUCACCAAAAAUUGCUGCCAAACCUCACCGCCAUCACCAACUCCACCAGCAAUGACAGGCCCGACAUCAACAAUACGGCGGCGCGCGCAAUCCUCUCUUCUCACAGCCUUCUCUGUUCACAGAUCGCCACAAUGCAGAUCAUUCUUCGCCUUCCCCGGCACCGACUCGCAGGUGCAAAAAGUCUCCCUCACCCGCACUCUCCCAUACUCGCCCUCCCUGCUCUACUCCGUCGUCUCGAACGUGGACGACUACUCCACCUUCGUGCCUUACUGCACUAGCUCUAAAAUUACACAGCUCGACUCCGCCUCCGGGCAGCCGUCGCGAGCGAUGCUUCGCGUCGGGUGGCAGACUUUUGAAGAGGAGUUCGAGAGCGAGCUCACGUGCGAUGAGCCAAACUCCGUUAUCGCCGAGUCUUCAAAGCAUUCUCUUUUCAAGAUCCUCUACACAAGAUGGCGCAUCUUCCCCGUCGCCCCGACCCCCACCACAUCAUCCACACAGUCAUCACCAACAUCAUCUACCUCCCAAGGCCGUCUCGUCCUCGACCUCAAAUUCCAAUUCGAAAGCCCUCUCUACAACGCCGUCUCUGCGCAGUUUGCGCCCGCCGUCGCCCAAAUCAUGAUCGAAGCAUUUGAAAAGCGAAUGGCUACCGUACAAAGAUUAAAGCUGCUCGAAGAGAAUAAGCCGAAGCAGACCGGCGUCGCGGACGCCACUUCCACUACAACUUCUGCUUCUGCUGCUGUCAGUGGGGGAGGUGCGGGUACUUCUAGUAGUUAAUAAUAGACUGUGUUUUA
Molecule: messenger RNA, 830 nt
Organism: Myxozyma melibiosi
Lineage: Eukaryota; Fungi; Ascomycota; Lipomycetes; Lipomycetales; Lipomycetaceae
Product: dehydrase and lipid transport-domain-containing protein
Exons: 2
Coding region: 91-813 (240 amino acids)
Biological process (GO): cellular respiration; ubiquinone biosynthetic process
Cellular component (GO): mitochondrion
Molecular function (GO): ubiquinone binding
Source: RefSeq, a predicted model, not a curated record